AUGGACGGUGAUCAUGGUGAUAAUCCUUUAUCUGACAACGUUAUUGUUCUACUUAUUGCCAUGGGUUCAGCAUUAUUUGUUGUUUCAAUGUAUCAUGUCGUAGCCAUCUGUUUUUGUAACCAUCAACGUACCACCACCAACCCAACACAACCACCGCGGCAACCCGCGACACCGAGCCUCGAAGAAAACACAUCCACAUCAGUAGCAAACCUAUUUCCAACACACAAGUACCAUAAGAGAAAUAAAGAUGAUGCUGUUCCAGAUGGCGAAGGCGACACGUGUGCCGUGUGUUUGGGAGAUUUUGAGGAGGGUGAAGAGUUGAGGACUAUGCCUGAGUGCUUACACUCUUUUCAUGUUUCAUGUAUUGACAUGUGGCUUCAUUCACAUUCGAAUUGCCCCGUUUGUCGUUCCAGUACCGCCCCUUCACCGGUGGUGAAUGGGCAGCAGCAGCAGCAGCACAACAUAGAUAUGCCUCAUACUAAUAUGGUUCCACUUGCUAUCAUGCAAAGUGGACUUGUGAGAUGGUGA
Molecule: messenger RNA, 528 nt
Organism: Medicago truncatula (barrel medic)
Lineage: Eukaryota; Viridiplantae; Streptophyta; Magnoliopsida; Fabales; Fabaceae
Product: RING-H2 finger protein ATL34
Exons: 1
Coding region: 1-528 (175 amino acids)
Biological process (GO): protein ubiquitination
Source: RefSeq, a predicted model, not a curated record